AUGACUCUGUGGGAUGGUGUGCUGCCCUUCUACCCUCAGCCCCGGCAUGCCGCCGGCCUCAGUGUCCCUCUACUCAUCGUCAUUCUCGUGUUCUUGGUCUUGGCCGCCAGCUUCCUGCUCAUCUUACCCGGGAUUCGUGGCCACUCGCGAUGGUUCUGGUUGGUGAGAGUUCUUCUCAGCCUGUUCAUAGGAGCAGAAAUUGUGGCGGCGCACUUCAGCGCAGAAUGGUCAGUCGGCAGCGUUAGCACCAAAACAUCCUACAAGGCCUUCAGCGUGGAACGCGUCCGAGCCCACGUCGGUCUGCAUGUGGGCCUGGAGGGUGUUAAUAUCACACUCACAGGGACCCCAGUGCAGCAGCUGAACGAGACCAUCGACUACAACGAGCAGUUCGUCUGGCGGGUGGGCCAAAACUAUGCCGGGGCGUACGCGGAGGCCCUGGAGAAGGGGCUGCCGGACCCGGUUCUCUAUCUGGCGGAGAAGUUCACUCCGAGCAGCCCCUGCGGGGUUUACCGCCAAUACCGCCUGGCGGGCCACUACGCCUCGGCCACUCUAUGGGUGGCCUUCUGCUUCUGGCUCCUUUCCAACAUGCUGCUCUCCAUGCCGGUUCCGCACUACGGAGGCCUGGCUCUCCUCAUCACCGGCGCCUUCGCGCUCUUCUCGGUGUUCGCCUUCGCCUCUAUCUCCAGCGUGCCUCUCUGCCAGCUCCGCCUCGGCUCCUCCGAGCUCACCACUCACUAUGGCGCAGCCUUUUGGAUCACGCUGGCCACUGGCGUCCUGUGCCUCCUGCUCGGAGCGGCGGUGUUGAGUCUGCACUACGCUCGGCCCAGCGCUCUUCGCCUCUUUUUGGAAGGAAGUGUCAAGGACCUCGAAAGUCCAGCGAAGGGGAGCUCGCCUCUCAUCCUCAGCAACCCACUGCAUAAGCAGUUCAGGGCCUCGGACUUAACCAUCAGUACUAACUUGUGA
Molecule: messenger RNA, 963 nt
Organism: Budorcas taxicolor (takin)
Lineage: Eukaryota; Metazoa; Chordata; Mammalia; Artiodactyla; Bovidae
Gene: DUOXA2
Product: dual oxidase maturation factor 2
Exons: 6
Coding region: 1-963 (320 amino acids)
Biological process (GO): protein transport
Cellular component (GO): endoplasmic reticulum membrane
Source: RefSeq, a predicted model, not a curated record